GCGCCCAGUGUACAUGGAGGGUCAGGAGGUAAAGGAAUCUCCAUCUCCAAGCAUGCUCAUGGAAGUGCUCACAGCAGCGGCCAUGGAAGCAAUUUUAGCCAUCAUGCUUUGUUUACCGUCAAUGGGAAGGAAACCAUGCAGCACCUGAAUGAUCGCUUGGCUUCCUACUUGGACAAAGUCCGCUCUCUGGAGCAAGAGAAUGCCCAGCUUGAGAGAAAUAUCCAGGAGUGGUAUGAGAGGAAUCAGCCCAGCGCUUUACCCAACUUCAGCAGCUUCUUCAGGAUUAUUCAAGAGCUUCAAGGCCAGAUUUCCUCAACUUCUUUAAACAAUGCAAGUAUUACAUUACAAAUAGACAAUGCUCGUCUGGCAGCAGAUGACUUCAGAAACAAGUAUGAAAUGGAACGCCAACUGAGAUGUAGUGUUGAGGCUGAUGUGAAUGGACUUCGUAUACUCCUGGAAGAACUGAACCGGGACAUAUGUAAUCUGCAGGCACAAGUAGGAAACCUUCAGGAGGAACUGCAGCAAAUGAGGAGGAACCAUGAGGAGGAAGUCAAUGCUUUGCAAGCUCAGCUGGGUGCCAGGGUCAGUGUGGAAAUGAAUGCCGCUCCAUCAGCUGAUCUGAAUAGAACCUUGUCUGAAAUUAGAGAGCAGUAUGAGAACCUGAUGGAACGGAAUCUGAGAGAGGUGGAAACUAUUUUCCGACAAAGGACUGAGGAACUGAAUCGUGACGUUGCUUCUGGUUCUGAACAACUCCAAUCUGUACAGACUGAAGUCAUUGACUUGAAUCGCACCGUCCAAGCCCUGGAGAUCGAACUGCAAAGCCAGCAGAGCUUUAGAUCUGCUCUGGAGAACACCUUGGCAGAGACAGAAGCCACAUUUGGAGACCAACUUGCCCAGUUACAAUGUUUGAUCAACAAUGUAGAGUCCCAGCUGGCCCAGAUCCGCUCUGACCUGGAACGUCAGAACCAGGAAUACAGGAUCCUAAUGGACCAAAAGACACACCUGGAGAUGGAGAUCGCCACCUAUAAACGCCUAUUGGACGGUCAUGUCUUCUGGAGAAACCCUGUUGAUGAGAGUAUUAAACUGUCUCCAGAAGUCUUUUGGUGUCUAUCUCUGUCUUCUUCUUAUGUGACCUCUGGGAUCUGCUUCAUCCAGGCAAACUUGGCAUGGGACAUGAACAAGAUCCACCCAGAUCCAUACACAAUCCACAUUCAGAAGUGCAAUGGGACGAUAAUUGCCGCAGGAGGUGUGAUCUUUGUCAGGUUUCAGGAUCACCAAAAGGUCAUUCAGUUUGGUCCGUACCUCCAGGAGCUCCGCCCCCGCUCACACAGCCUGGGAUCUCUUGUGCAGCCCCUCCAGCACCCUAAGGCGAUGCAGCAAGAACGAGACCCUAGAGGUCAUUUCCCUUUUCUUCCGCAGGCCAUGUUUGAUGAGUAUCCCCCUCAUGACACAUUUAUGAGAUUCCCAUAUCAUGAAUGGGGGGGCCGAGGUGGGGGCAUUGGUGGUAAAAAAAGCUCUUAUUUCUGCAUCUAUGUCGUUCUUGACUACCGGGUCCUGCAAAAGCUACUCAUUGAGUCUCCAAAACGAACAGAGAGAUCUCAGAGCCAGCAAGUCAAGGGUCAGGUGCAGGGGGGCAUGGUCAGACAGUAA
Molecule: messenger RNA, 1650 nt
Organism: Nanorana parkeri
Lineage: Eukaryota; Metazoa; Chordata; Amphibia; Anura; Dicroglossidae
Product: keratin, type I cytoskeletal 19-like
Exons: 9
Coding region: 136-1650 (504 amino acids)
Molecular function (GO): structural molecule activity
Source: RefSeq, a predicted model, not a curated record